AUGGUGAGGUGGCCAAACUUUGCAGACCCCACUGCGAUGAUGUACGAGAAAUUGGAGUUUGCCAUUCCAGGCAUUGAGGCCUUAACGGCUUACAGCAUAUCGAUUGACGAGGUGUGCAAGACACUGCGCUGGUUGAGGACCCUCGAAUGCAUCGCUUUCCCCCACUCCUUGAAUUUGGAGAGCAUUGGCCGGGUGUGCGAUGCCUUGACCGGAACAGUCCGGCCCUGCCUGGAGAGAACAGCUCGCCCGGACUGUAUCAUUCUUGUCGAUCCUGCCAAUCAGGAAGCGGUGGCAACAGCACACGUACUCUUCGAACUUCUGAAGCUGAGCAAUCAAGUGCGAAUGUCGCCCUCGGUGCUGGAGGCAGGUGAUGACAUUCCGAGCAACAUCUCGAAGGCGCUGCUUGUGUGCUCUGCCGGAUGCUUCCAUUCAGAGGCCCUUGCAUCAUGGCUCAUCCGUCUUUUUUCUGCGCCGCAGCCAGCCAUCCUUCCCAUCAUUGCGGAUCCAGACUUCGUUGUGCCUGUGGUGCCUUUUGAGAAUGCAGUGGCUGGGGUCGCCGGAAGCUUCACCGAUGCAGAGAUGGCAAGCUACCCCCAAGCAGUGGAAAGCAUUUUCCAGGAAAUUGCAAGUGUCUUAGCGCCUCAAUCAUAUUCCAGUACACAAGAA
This is a messenger RNA of Symbiodinium necroappetens, 666 nucleotides long. The record is from the annotation of a GenBank genome assembly. Lineage: Eukaryota; Dinophyceae; Suessiales; Symbiodiniaceae.